UUUACAUCCCAUCAGCGCGUAACAAGUUCUCUCCUUCUCUAUUCCAACGGUUUUUUGUAAUACACCUCAUUUUCAGUUGUUUCACUCUCUUUCUCAAUCCCGUUGUCUCUUUCAGCACCUAACCACUUAUUCUGCAACUGACUAUUGUAUUUACUUAUUUUCUGUCACAGCGACAUGAAAGUCAAGAAUCAUCAACGUCAAAGAUCCAAAGGUAUCAAAGCACCCACGGAUAAAGCUGCUGGAGUUGCUUUUUUGGACGCUCAUGCUGUUGUGGUUCAAGAGUCACCACCACCAAAAGAGCCGUCAGGCAGCAAUAUCCAAGUAGGCGAUAAUUAUUCGGUCAUGACAAAGUCGAAGGGCAACAGUAAUAACAACAACGAGACGCCUGCGCCUGGGAGUGAACGAUGGUACGAGCUGGGGUAUCCGGGACUUGUCGUCAAUGGAGUGAUUAAUAGGAAUGUAAUUCGAAACUUCGAUACAUUACUAUUGGCGGCAAGAAUUACCAACGGACUGGGAAGCGUUCCCAAGAGUCAAAGAGAACCGAAAGCCUUUAGUGGCAUAUUUUGUUCUGAAACGUAUCUCAAUGGUACCUGUUGCAUCGCCGAAGUUUCCAGGGACCGCGACAUCUGAAACGAGCAACAAAAUGGGACCCUACUCCCAGCAAGAGGAAUGGGGUUACCUAUGCGGGAAACACGGAAAUAGCAUGCUCCAACGUGGACACCUCUAUCGUUCUGGCAUGCCCGCCUCCUUACUGGCUCGAGUCGAAAUUAGCCCAUUCAUACUCACGAAAGAUCUGGAAGAUCA
Molecule: messenger RNA, 804 nt
Organism: Gamsiella multidivaricata
Lineage: Eukaryota; Fungi; Mortierellomycota; Mortierellomycetes; Mortierellales; Mortierellaceae
Exons: 3
Coding region: 175-630 (151 amino acids)
Source: RefSeq, a predicted model, not a curated record